Messenger RNA from Limulus polyphemus (Atlantic horseshoe crab), 3914 nucleotides. RefSeq lists its product as uncharacterized. The coding region runs from base 637 to 1242 and encodes 201 amino acids. The record is from RefSeq and is a predicted model, not a curated record. Lineage: Eukaryota; Metazoa; Arthropoda; Merostomata; Xiphosura; Limulidae. The transcript has 3 exons.
GGUUCAUUAGGUCUUUAUAUACAGGGACGUUUUUAACGUCGGUGCAAUGCACCAACAGGCUCAUCUUACUGCGAGCCCCCUAGUAAUAUAACAAAUAACAGACUUUAAGGUGUUUCUUCAAAAUAGUUUUAUAUAUGUAUAUAUUGUAUAUAGGAAAACUAUUUAAUUAUUGUAUUUUAAUAUGACAAUGAAUUAGAAAUGUUAUAGGUGAUCAUUACUAAGCCCCCCCCCCUUACGAAAAUUUCACCGACUACUUUGAAGUCUUAAAAACGCCCCUGGGUACAUACAAAUUUUCGGUUUUGAAUUUUGCGUUUUGAAAUUUUUGUGGACGCUUUUACAAUUAAGGGAAGCAUCUUUUCAUGUCCUAAUAUAACUACUCCAACUAGUUUUUAAUAUGUUGCCAGUUAGAGGUAGUUGCACUUGUUUGAUGGUGUAAGCCUUGUAAGAUGAUGUUCAGUUUAUGUUAGACCUAGAACUCUUUAGAACAAAACUUAGUUAUAUAAACGGGCUAAUCAGUAAAGCCUCGAGAAGAGUUAGAUGAGAUAAAUGAGUUAUUCCAGAAAAGAGAGUUGUGGUCGGUGUUUGCUAUCGCGGUAGAUUAUACAAAAGCUUCAGGCCAAGAAAUAACUUUUCAGAAUGACUUCACCUCCUUCAGAAUCAAAGCUAAUACCUUCUCGCAAGUAUGGCAUUUCAGCAUGGGUGGGAGAGAGAUUUGAAAAACUAGCUGGUAAAUCAAAUAUAGAAGAAUUGGGAACAUCACCACGUGGAGAGGAUUUUCUCAACAACUUAACCAGACCACAAGUUAUUGUUACUGAUGCAGGAAUGGAAGGAGCUCAAUCAAAACAAAAAUUGAUUUCAUCUGCAUCUUCUCCAGCACUUUUAAAUCUCAUCAGUUUGAAUGUGUCGAGAGAAUGCUCUCCAAAUGUAUCUCCAUCUUGCUCUCCUAAGGUGAUGCGUAAAACACUGGAAGAUAACUCACUCCAAGUUACUGCAGACUCAAAUCAUUUGGGAUGGGCUACUUCAGGUUUUUUCACACAUGGUAGAAAUACUGCUAAUUUCAAUGCCCCAUUAUCAUCAAUUAAAGAAGCUCCUGACGUGCCUUCACCCAUGACAGAAAAUAAACCUUAUUUAGGGAAUAAAGGUGAAACACGUAUGCGAAAGAUUUCGGCUCCUGCCAUGAGCCACCGUAAAUGUGCUUUUUCCAACUUUGAUAUGAAUGCUCUCAGUCCAACAUCUUGGUAAUGCACAAGUUAUUUCAAAAAAUGCUUGUCUAUUGUAUAUAGAAGUAAAAUUAAAAUUUACAUUAGUUGUUCAGUAGCUUUGUGUUACUUAGUACUUAUGAACUUCUUUUUACAGUAAGAAUAUUUUUAAAUGGGAAAAUAAGAUUUAUUUGGUGUGUAUCAUAAAGAACAUAUGCCUGAAAUGCUCUGAUUUAUUACAUUAAACUUUUCUAGCUGAGUUUAACUUAAAUCUGUUACAUAAAGCAGGCUCAGUAGAAAGGGUGGGUUGCAUAAGGGCCUGAAAUGCACUGUAUCAGAUUUGUAAAAACAUAGUGACAGAUUAGAUAUAUUAUUUAUAGUAUGCUCUUUCUUUCCCUAUACAUGCUGUAUCAAAGCACAGUGCACAACAGGACCUUUUGCUAUCUGUUACGGCUAAUAUAUUCAGACAAGAUUGAAACCAUAUUUUCUUUUCAUUAUUUUUAGAUCUAAGUCAUUUUAGGACCUUACAGAUGCCCACCCUGUUGAGAGCUAUUGAUACAAUGCAAGUUUAUUUUUAUUCAUUAAACUUCAUAUUUUGAUGCAAGUUAUUAAUAUUUCAAUACUUCAUGACUGUACAGUAAGGCAGUCCAAAAAUAUAAUUAUUUUGCAUGAUAUUUGCCUUUAUUCCCCUACCACUAACAAUGUUGGAAAAGAACUGGAUAGAUUCAUGUAUAUCUAGAGGUGGCACAACUUAUAACACUACAGUAUCAUUAUACGUUGGAAAGAAGGACAAAUGAAAUAGAUAUUAUUAUGGUUUUUAUUCAGUAACAAAAACAAAGCUGUAAAAUGACUAGUAAACUGAAUGAAAUUUUUGAUAGUGUCAAUCAUAUCUGAAUAGCAUAUAACUGUAAUAAUAAUAAGACAAUUUAUCAUAUCACUUAUGUCAUCAAAUUUUCUUUUAUGGGAGUUGGAAAUGUCUUUUGGUUAGAUUAAUCAUGCAAAGACAGUAUUGCGUUUGAUCUUUGCCCUUAACGAUAGAAGAGUUAAAUGUUUGAGUCAGAGCAAUACUUUUAUCUGUCCAGUCAUUCACAACUUUCAAGCCAGCAGCUGCAUUUCUUCAUAUUCUGUAAUCCCUUUCCAGUCUAUUGGGUCUUUCUCCAGGGAAGCCUGUGCUUUCUCUUUAAAUUUCAGAUGUUGAAAAUGUUAAGAGCCCUCUUUGUUACAUAAGAUUGUAAGGAGCCUUAAUAUUAAAGUUCUAGUAGAUAAAGGUUUUCUUUCUUCUCUGGAAUAUUGAGAUUCCUCACCAUUUUAUGUUUAGUAGUUAUCUGAACUCUGUCGUUCGAUAGAGACAAACCAACAAAGUCUUCUGAUAAAUACAAUAAGUGCUGUUUGAAGCCUUCCAUUGCAGCAUCAGCAACUGAACGAACUGGAUAUGCAGAUAACUUUAACAUCAUGCUGUCGAUAUAGAAGGUUCAUUCCAGAAGUGAGCAUAGACCACAGCUAAGAAGAGACAUGCUUGUGUUAAGUCCUUGAUUUCUUGGUCAGUCAGUUUGAACUGUUCUUGAAAGAGAAAUAUUUUGAUAGCAUAUAGGGCUUUAGCCAUCCAACAUGCAUGAUGAUAUGCUCUGGGAGCUCUGAAUGACACUUUAGAGGGAGCCUUGCCUACUAGACACACAAGUGAGAGCUUUAAUAGUUCUUCAUAACCAUCUGUGGGAUAUUUCAUUUGUAACAUCUUAUUCAAGUAAAACAAGUAGGUGAAUAUCUUCAUCAUCAUCAGCAGCCCUGAACAGGGAUUUGUCAAGUGAUGCCCAUUGUGCUUGGAAUCUUUUAAGUAGACCGAUUUCUGGUCCACUUGAUGUACCAAUAGUUCUAACAAAUACCAUCGAAAGCAUAAUUUCAAAUAUAUCUAGUGUCGGCAGGCAAUCCAAGCAAGAAUUCUUUCCAAAACUUGUUUGAUCAAUAUGCAAGCACCAUUCUUGAAUCAAGUAUUUGCAGUUGUAUUGAAACAAAUUCCUCAAAUGAUAUCUUGGAGCUUCCACUCUUGAAGGACACAAACAUCUGUUUGCUGCUUUCCUAUGCUACGAGUGAUUCUUGGCACUCCCCGGAGCAAUCUGAUCAAAUUUCUCUAUCCCUUAAAUGAUGUCAGGAACAAGCUUUACAUCCCAAUAAAGUAAUAAGGGGAUGAUAUGGGGAAAAGUUUCCUGCUGUCCUUUGGCAAUCUUUUCUUGAUUUGUACAAUUAGACCACAACCAAUUACAGUUGAAAAACUGUGUCACCUGGCAUGAUGCUGGAUUGCCACUUCUUAAAUCUAGAAAUUGCGUGGUACAUGACUCAAUGAUAUUAAAUUAUAAAAUAUUGUACAAACUUGCACCAUCCUUAAAUAUUGUUUUUAGUUCAAAAUUCAUGGGAAGCUCUCAUUUAUAUCUUUUAAUUUUUUUACCAUACAUGUGUGGACCACCCUACUGUACAGUUGCUUUUAUGAUGGAAAUGCAAGAAAAACUUGGGAAUGCACAUGAAAAUAUAUCAAAAUUAUUGUUGGUAUUAAAUACGUAAUGUAAUAGAAAAAAAAGGAACCGAGAAACAUGAAGUGUAGUUAGAAUGCAUAGAAACAUUUCUUGCAGUCCAUGUUUAAAGGUAAAAUUUACAAGAUAUCUAUAUUUUUAUAUGAUGUAUACAAUAUAUUCAUGAUUAAUAAAAUUUACAAUAGCUAUCAUA